Molecule: messenger RNA, 1796 nt
Organism: Magallana angulata
Lineage: Eukaryota; Metazoa; Mollusca; Bivalvia; Ostreida; Ostreidae
Exons: 6
Coding region: 94-933 (279 amino acids)
Source: RefSeq, a predicted model, not a curated record
GAUAUGGAAGGUCAAGUAGAUGUACUUAAUAGAACUGCUAUAAAAUUAAUGAAAACGUAGUUCUUUGUUUCUCACGUUAAUACCAUACCAAAUAUGAUAACAUUACCGAAUUAUCUUUGUGUUUUGCACUACGCUGUGUUGGUCAUGAUGAAUACACUCUCUGUUGUUAAAGUUACAGGUCAGAUAUGCACCCGUGAUAUGGAAGCUAAAAUUCAGUCAUGUGGAACGUCAUCCAAACGAGGAGAGCACAUGUAUCUGAAUUUUCACAGAAAGAAUGACGUGGACAACUGUAUAUGUAAACUCACGUCAUUGUUCUCAGGAAGUUUGCAGAUCAGCAUCAUAUCAAUGCCUAACAGUCAAUCUUCUAUUUCUGUUACGACUGGCUUUGGACAUAGAGAUAAUGCCACCUUCAUCAACUUUAGAAACAGUCCUUAUGCACAUAUUGUAAAAAUAGGGGACCUUUUGUACAUCAAACCGUGUCACGAAAUCGAGAAGCGAAGCUAUUUCUGUCUACUUGUUUCAUCUCAAGGUCAAGGUGAAUUCGAUGUUUCCUGUGGGAACAGACCCGUGUCACCCAACAACAGUGUAUCGGAUAAAACUCCCAAGCAGCAUGAUGAGCUGCUUCCUGAUACAUUAUGGAGAAUAGUGAGUUUGGUUCUCAUCUCGGUUCUAAUGUGCUUGUGCUUUGUCCUUCUGAUUAUUGUGGUUCUUCUUCGAAAAAGACAAAUUAGAAGAACAACAGAAUCCAGCAAAGCUGCGACUCCUAUGUCACGCAGUAUAUUUUACAUGAUCAAUAACAACGAAGAUUCAACAUUUAGCACCCAGAAUGAAUACGAACAAUUGAGAAUCUCAUCACUCCAUGUUUAUAAUGACGUAUCUCUGAAACUGAUACCAGCGCCGACAAGUUAUAUAAAUCUGUCAUCGUUGAAAUGAAGAUUGAACAUCAUAUAUAUGCCUGUUUAAGAUACAGUGAAUAAAAAUAAUGUUUAGUUUAAAUUUAUUAAAUAUUAUUUUUAAAUUUCAGUGAUAAUCAUAUUAUCGAAUUAUGUGUGAAAAAAAUGGAACUGUGACCGAAACACCGCACAUAAAAAGAUAGAAUGUAUAAAGAGGCAAAAGAAGUGGCAGCCGUCGUUUGUGGGUACAUGUUAGAACUGGAUAAACUGCACGGUCUGCGAUCAGAUCCAAACAAAAAGUGACGUACAAUGUUUAAUGCGCACAUUUAUGCGCUCAUUUUCUGAUAGGCUGCUAAUAUUACCACCACUGAGCGGACUAAAACUUAGGCAAAACACAAAUGCGGAUAGAAAGAAAUUAUACAUAUGAAAAUAUGAACAUUAGGCAAGGACAAUUUAACUUUAUUAUAACACUGUACAUAAAUACCAUAAUGCAGUUUAAUGUUCUCCGGUGUAAUUCAAAAGUCCGCCAUUGCUAUAAAGUUUGCACGAAGUAAUAUUCAAAUUCCUUACGUAAAUUUCUGUAUCCAACAGGUCACACAAACACCAAGACAGGGGAUGCAAUUGUCAUCAAUUAUAAAUGACGACAGGAAAUGAGAUGAGGUUACACUAAGCAGUAAAAGGGAUACCACUCUUACACAAUUCAUCAAUUAUAAAAACCGCAAUACAUUGAUCUCCCGGGUGUAUCAAAAUACUUGUACAUUGAUUUUCAAUACUGUAAACGUAUUACAUUUGGCUGUGUAUUUUCUUUAGCCUUUUUUUUGUCGGAAAGCCGCCUGCUUCAUCAAGUACAUCACAAAAUGCCAAUCAUAGAUGUAUUAAAUUAGGAACAUACAGAAAAAACGG